This is a messenger RNA of Meira miltonrushii, 901 nucleotides long. Its product is annotated as DUF498-domain-containing protein. Bases 47 to 781 code for a protein of 244 amino acids. The record is from RefSeq and is a predicted model, not a curated record. Gene Ontology annotation, cellular component: mitochondrial inner membrane. NCBI's taxonomy places the organism in Eukaryota, Fungi, Basidiomycota, Exobasidiomycetes, Exobasidiales, Brachybasidiaceae. Gene Ontology annotation, biological process: mitochondrial respiratory chain complex I assembly. The transcript has 2 exons.
CUCCCUUUCUCAUCACCAUCUCGAUCAUACAAAAGAUAUAACAAAGAUGGCUUCAAGACAAUCACAGCUUCUGAGAGCUGCUAUUCGUGGGAAUGGUAGGAAUAUACUGCCACAGCAAAAGAUAUGUACAAGGUCUGUCGGCUCAUUCACAGCAGGCAAAGGAGCUGAUGCAACGAGCAGGCUAGGUCGCUCACUUUGGCCAAACUAUGGCAGAGAGAUCCAUACCAGUUCAAAAGCAUUGAGAGACGAACGCGAUCCUGGUGGAAAACCAAUCCCUACCGAUGGAAGUUACAGAACGGUAUACGACGACUUUAACAAUAUCACAGCAUCUGAUGAUCCACAACUUUCUGUUCGAAGUAUGGGAGAUUCAAACUUUACACUUUCAGACGGUCUCGUAUGCAGAACUCCAAUCAUAAUGAUUCAAAAGCAAGUCAUGUUAUGGGAUGCACCACUUUUAUCGCAUGAUAAAGAUGCAAAAGCGAUUGUUAUGCCAUCAGGUGUUGGAUGGGAAGAUUGGAAUGAUGAUGUUUGGCGUGUAUUUGAACUUGCUCAACCAAGACCCGAGAUUAUCAUCUUUGGAACGGGAAAGACUGUCUUACCACCACCACUCAAAAUUCGUAAAUACUUAAACAGUCUUGGAAUUCAAAUCGAAGCUCAUGAUACGCGAAACGCUUGUUCAACGUACAAUUUGCUCAAUGAAGAACAGAGAAUGGUUGCUGCCGCUUUGCUACCAAAUGUCAGACAGCCAACAAAGCGUAUUAAAACAUCCGAACAACCUUAAAUCAAACGAGGGCUCCCGGAAGUAUAAUCGUGAUCAAUCAUGAACGAUAUAUAUAUAUAUGUAUGUAACAGUAUGCUUUAUAGAAAAGAGUUGAUUUGAUGCGAUAAAAGUUAUCUCGAC